This is a messenger RNA of Dujonia railenensis, 987 nucleotides long. The record is from the annotation of a GenBank genome assembly. Lineage: Eukaryota; Fungi; Ascomycota; Pichiomycetes; Serinales; Debaryomycetaceae.
GGAACUGGAACUGUUGAAAUUGAAGUUCCUACUCCAACCACUACUGUGACCUCUACUUGGACGGGCACUGUUACCACAACUACCACUCACUCCGCUCCACCAGGUGGAACUGUCACCGUUGAAGUUGAUGUCCCAGGUUUGACUUCAUCCUCUUCAGAGGUGGUGGAGAUUCCAUCAUCAUCUACGUCUUCCUCCUCAUCAUCUACGUCUUCCUCCUCAUCAUCAUCUGCCACUAGUUCUUCGUACUCUAGUAGCGGUUAUUGGAAUACUUCUUCAGUUGUUUCAACCACAUCAGUCCCUGUUACUUCAACAGAAUCUUCAACUACUCCAAUUCCAGUUACUUCCACUGAAACUGACAUUAAGACUACUGUUGUAACAAUCACCUCUUGUUCCGAUCACAAAUGUACAAAGACUCCUGUGACUACAGGUGUUACUGUCGUCACAGUCACUACUGAUGACUACGUUACCGAAUACACUACUUACUGCCCACUUACUAGUACGGAAACUCCAGCUGUUGUAGUAAGUACAACUAGCUCAGAGACUCCUGCUACAAUUGUCACCACUACGGAAGCUACCGGAGAAACCACCACUCCUGUGGCGGUAGAGGUAGCAACAACCACGAAGACACCAGAAACGGCAGAAGAGGCAAUCACUCCACUGGUUCCAGUUACUACUACAGAGACCUCAGUAGUUGAAACCACACCAGUUACAGAAGCUGAAGCCACUCCUGCAAUUACAGAAUCUGUGGCCACUCCUGCAGUUACAGAAGCUGAGACUACUCCUGCGGUUACAGAAGCUGAAUCCACUCCAGUAGCAACAGAAGCUGAAUCUGCCCCAGAAGUCACUGCUGCUACCACCUUAUACACAAGCUCGGUUGCUCCAGCUGCUUCAACUGCUCCAGCAGAAGUUUCUCAAGUCAACGCUGGUUCCAAAUCAAGUUACUCUGCAUUGGUAUUAUUGGCAGUGCUCCCAAUGUACUUGAUCUAA